GGUCUUAAAUGUCAACGCUAGAUGUGGUCUAGUCACUCUAAUGGCUUACCGGAAGAAGAUGUCCACUACUCCUCCACGAAAAACACGAAAACGAGGCCAUCUUGGAGUAUGUUCAAACUUCCAAGUAACCUCACUGAAAUCCGGAGCAUUCGUCUACCCAGAUGCAACCUGUACGCAUUGUUUGUAUGGACGUCAACCGUUGUAGUGUUGCUUGUGACAGCAAGCGAAUCUCAUCCAUGCAAGAGCAAACUUUCGUCACAAAUAAUUUCUUACAAGAACUGUGUUCCUAAAAGGAUUCUCACACGACAGUGCGUUGGGAUGUGCUCAACAUUUACCCGCGUAGAUCCGAACAAUCCAAGUGCCUUUGAAUGUUCGUGCGUCCAUUGUAGAGAAAUGAAUAUCAGAUACAGGAAGGUAAAAAUAACCUGUCCAAACGCUGAUGGCUCAAGAGCAUUUGUCAAGGAGACUCUUGAAAUACCCGUUCCAACGAAUUGCUCGUGUAAAGCGUGGAGUGAAGAACUUUAUCAUCAGGAUGGAUAAGGGAAUUAAUUGAAAUUCCCAAAAAUAAUCAUUGUCAAGGACAUCCCAGUUACUGACAGAUAACUUGGAAUCAAUGGCCGACAUUGAUGUGCACACAAAACACACGACGACGUAGGGAAUUUUUCAGACUAGAAAGGAAAGGAGCCCCCUUUCUCUGCCAUUCUUCUUUAUCGAAAUCCCUAAGAUGUUGUCUCGAAUGAAUUGCAUAAUGCGACGUUGAAACAUAGCAGACAGUAUUGUGAACCAGGAUUCGAAGAGUUACAUAUUAUAGUCUCUUAUUGCUCAAAGCUAUAUGUUAGUGGCAUUACACUGAAUAAGAAGCUUUGUGAACUGGUGUUUUAUAUGUGCGAGCUUUUUAAUAUAUUAAAAUUACCAUUGUUUGUUUAAAAUGAUGUAAUUAUUAUGAUGAAACAAUACAGUUACUGAAAAUGAACAAGUUUAUUUUGAUAACGCUUAAAAAAAUACUCAAACAUAAGAGACUUCAUGCACUAUCAGAUGAUUAAAAAUGGAAUACAAUAUAAUGCCUAAAUGCUACAAAACAAUCGUAAUGCUACAUAGAAAACAAAAUAAACAUGUACCAAGAAGGACGAUAAUGUAUAAUAAAAUAAUAAUACAAUAAAUUCAACGACAGAGCCAAGUGAUGUGUUUUGGUGCCUUUGUAAUCCCUUAUUGUGUACUUGACCUUUGACAUAAGGUCAAAUCUGAUUGGGCAUUAUUAUGGCGUAUUAAGGCGCAAUAGUUUGUGUUUUUUUACCAUUCCUACAUGUACUUGUGAAAUGAAAA
Molecule: messenger RNA, 1323 nt
Organism: Dreissena polymorpha
Lineage: Eukaryota; Metazoa; Mollusca; Bivalvia; Myida; Dreissenidae
Product: bursicon-like
Exons: 2
Coding region: 22-540 (172 amino acids)
Source: RefSeq, a predicted model, not a curated record